AUGAUAAGUCAAACCAAUCUUCAAUUAAAUGGUAAAUUAAGAGACUUAGUUUCUUAAUGAUUGAAAGGUUAUUAAUUUUGUAUAAUUGAGAUGUUUGUGAUAAGACUAGCUGAUAAAUAAUAAACACACAUACUUGUAAACGGAUUAUACUAAGAAUAUGCUUGCCGUGUAGUAGAACGUGAGAACAUUUGUAAAUUGUUCUGCAUAAAUAAUUCAGAGUACCUUAUUUUUAAGACUCAUCAUAAGAAGAAUUGCAAAUACUUGUUGAUGUAAACUAUGUUUUAUUUUAAUAAUACAUGUAGUUUGAAAUAGAUACAUCAAUUGUACAAAGUUUGGACUUAAACAUACUAGCAACCAUUUGGCUUUUAAAUUUAAUACUUAGUACAUAUACAAGAUUGUGCGCACUCCAAGUAUAAGAAUUUGGGUUUAGUGCAUCUUGAUAUAAUAAUUCGUAGAAGAACAAUUCAGGAAAAUGAAAAAUUAUGCAAUAACGACUGCAUAAAGAUGAGAUGA
Messenger RNA from Paramecium octaurelia, 513 nucleotides. The record is from the annotation of a GenBank genome assembly. Lineage: Eukaryota; Ciliophora; Oligohymenophorea; Peniculida; Parameciidae.